CUCCUCAAGUCAAAAAAACUCUUUCAAGAAAAGAAAAUGGUUAGGACGCAAGGGCCAUAUGGUGUUUCGGGCAGUGGAGUCAUGUGGGAUGAUAAUCACCACGAUAAUUUGAAGAAGAUAACCGUCAGUUACAGUGCCUUGGGUAUCAACUUAGUCCAGUUUGAAUAUCUUGAUGGCACGGAGACUGUAAAGGGGGAGGCACACGGCAAUUUUGAUUUUGCAGCUACUUCGAUUGCAACCGAGCUGGCUUAUCUUGCGGAAGGUGAAGUCGUCACCUUCGUAACAGCAUAUACCGGUUAUGCGGUGAGGAAGCUAGAGUUCAGGACAAACGUGCGAAUUAUAAAAAUGGGAGUCGACUCGAAGGUGUACGCUGAGGAAGAAGCCAUUCCGUUUGGUCCUUUUGAAGGUGAUGUACCAAUCAAGGUUGUCGGAUUCCAUGGCGAAUCUGGAGAUCAAUUCCUUCAUAAGUUUGGUGUUCACUGGGCUCCAAUACAGGCAGUGGGAGUGGGAGGAAGGGUUAACUAUCUCAGAAACUAAAGUAUAUUUUCAAUUAAGAAAUGUUAUAAAGUUAAAAUCAUAUGCCGGGAAUCUAUAGUUGUUCCAGAUGAAAUAAAUAAUAAAUAAGUUUCCAA
Eruca vesicaria subsp. sativa (arugula) is the source of this 632-nucleotide messenger RNA. Lineage: Eukaryota; Viridiplantae; Streptophyta; Magnoliopsida; Brassicales; Brassicaceae. The record is from the annotation of a GenBank genome assembly.